Didymella exigua CBS 183.55 is the source of this 3842-nucleotide messenger RNA. RefSeq names its product glycerophosphodiester phosphodiesterase GDE1. The transcript is spliced from 2 exons. Bases 110 to 3574 code for a protein of 1154 amino acids. Gene Ontology annotation, molecular function: protein binding; glycerophosphocholine phosphodiesterase activity. Lineage: Eukaryota; Fungi; Ascomycota; Dothideomycetes; Pleosporales; Didymellaceae. The record is from RefSeq and is a predicted model, not a curated record. Gene Ontology annotation, biological process: glycerophospholipid catabolic process.
GUCAAGUCAAGAGCUGUACACGCUCCUUGAGCAGAGAGCACGGUCAACCAGACUGUCUUGUCAGCUAGCUGGACGCAACGCAGUAGAUUGGCGAAUUCGGGCUUUACUAAUGUGGCAUUCAGAGUUUUUCUUCUCCCUCGACCGUAACCUCGAAGAUGUCGAUACGUUCUACAACCGCAAAUACGCAGAAUAUGCCCGCCGGCUUCGACUACUCCAAGGUCGUUAUGGGCGGAUAGCACAAAUGCCAGAUGGCAUCGAUAAGGACGAGGCACAGGAUCUCAUGGAUGCGUUGCUAGAGUUGCGCAGCCAGUUGCGCAAGCUCCAGUGGUACGGCGAGGUCAAUCGCAAGGGAUUUGUCAAGAUCACGAAGAAGCUGGACAAGAAGAUAGCGACUGUGUGCACACAGGAGCGGUACUUGGUCUCACGAGUGAACCCUAAACCGUUCACGCGAAAUUUCUCUUUGAACCAGGACAUGAAGACAGUCAAUGAGUGGCUAUCUGGUCUGGGCGACAUAAAGACCUUCGAUGACAGUGGCUCCACAUACUCAGCAGCAUCCUUGGGUCGGGUGCCAGGUCGCUCGCUGAACCUUCCUUCAGCUCUACUGGACGCUGUGGAAGACGCUAUCCGCAGUGAUCGCGCCGAGGACGUCAGCCGACUUCUGUCAGAGGCAGCCACCAACAACGAACCGACAAACCCAGCUUUCCAACAGAUCCUCUUGAACUUCCUCCAACGCGCCAUUUCGCACCGUGCCAAAUCAUGCAUCUCGAGGCUUCUACAAGACAUCGCGGAUCUGGAUGAAGAGGACGAUAUCAAUAAGCGUAAUGUUAUUCACCGUCUGGUCAUCAGCAUCGGCCGUUCCAAGACUGGCGAGACGCUGGAUGGAGAAGCUCGUCUUCCUCAGGGCUUGCUGGAUGCACGUAACUUCAUAGUGCCAGCCACAGCCCCGAAUCGACAGCCGCGGCCAUGUACUACCACUGAAGAAGAGUCUGCAAAACUUCUGAGCAAAAACGACGAGUCUGUCAGGCUACUCAUCUACCUGCUUGACCAGCUGCAGCCACAGCAGCGCGUAGCAUUGCAAGCACGUGAUGCUUUUGGUCGACUGCCACUCCACUACGCUGCUGGCUACGGCUUUGUCGUAAUCUGUCAAGUCGUAAUCAAGCACAUGCAGGACUGGGGCCAGUUUAACGUCAGUCAAGGUAUCGAUGCGCAAUAUUGGCAAGACGAUGAAGGCGACGCACCACUCCAUCUUAGUGUAAAGGGAGGUCACCCGCUGACUACUAAAGCUCUUCUUGAAGCUGAAAACUGGCGCGGCUCAAGUAAGGAGAAAAUUACGUCGAGAAAGACUAUCACUCAGUCUGGAGAAGCAUUGGCCCUUGCGACCAAGUCGAACUUCGUUGCCAUUGUGAAGCUACUGGUUGAUGCAGGCGUGGAUGCCAACUACCAGAGUAAGCAAGGAGAGACUGCUUUGCACAUCGCUGCGCAGUAUGGUCAUGUCGAAUGUGCAAAGGCGUUGCUAGGGGGUCCCAGCGUUAAUAGUAUUGACUUGGACGUUCCUGAGAGCACGUUUGCAUGGACACCGCUGUUCAACGCGUGCGUUGACAACCAUCUGCCCAUCGUUGAGCUACUGGCCACUGCCGGAGCUGAUCUGCAGCGGUACGACAAUUCGGGAUGGACGGCAAAGGAACAAGCUGCACUCCGUGGUCACAUGAGGAUUGCUCAUUAUCUUGCAGAGCUCUGUCCUACCUCCAAGUCAUCACCACAAGCGGCUGCGGACACUAGAAUUGCUCGCGCCGGAUCACCUGCUCAAUCUUCCCUUGACGAGAAGACAUCUAAGAACAUAGCUCGCGAGGGUGGACAAAUUAUGCAGAAAGUGCCGGAGCCUGUCAAGAGUUUCGGCCAUCGGUACCUAGCGAAUGAGACCAUGAUCUUGGUCAGCCUAGGUUCGAUGGAUAUGCGAAAGAACGUACCAGCCGUAGCGCUUGACGACAUUCCUAUGGCUGAUGCGCAUACCACCCAGCUCGAUACUGCGCUAUCAGUGUUUGUCUCGGCGUCAGGCGCUACCGGCGAGACUUAUCCUAUCGACUUGCCAGUCCAGGACAUUGCUACAGAGCCGAUUACAUUCAUGACAAAGGACGUCAGCAAGGUCCAGCUUCUGUUUGACAUUUGCCCAACUUAUGCAGGUUCAAAAGACAUCAUUGUUGGACGCGGUGUUGCUCUUCUCUCCACCAUCAAAACCCACAUUGGCUCCAAGCGCAUUCCUUUGCAGGGAGAUGUGAAGGUGCCGAUUGUGGCAGCGUCGACAUUGCAGGUCAUUGGCACCGUGAAUUUCAACUUCCUCAUCAUCACUCCCUUCCAGCAUCCAAACAUGUCUAUUACCGAAGAACACACGUAUUGGAAGAAAAUGGCUUCUACUAUGGUCAUUGGCCAUCGCGGUCUUGGAAAGAACACCGACAAACAGAGGACACUGCAACUCGGCGAGAACACCAUUCAAUCCUUUAUCUCGGCUGCAAACUUGGGAGCAGAGUAUGUCGAGUUUGACGUGCAACUGACGAAAGAUCUCGUGCCUGUCAUCUACCACGAUUUCUUGGUGAGCGAGACAGGUAUCGAUGCACCGGUGCAUACACUCACGUUAGAUCAAUUUCUUCACAUUGGUGAAGGUCAGAAGCCCAGAUCAUCACGCUCCGGUUCUCCAGAGACGGCAACUCCUGUCAAUGGUAUCCUCGGUGCAGACGAUCGUCCGAAUCCUAAGAGGCUACGUUCCUACUCCGUGGACAUGUCGACCCAGCGCAACAUCCACACGGAACGUCAAGACGAACUCAAGGAGCGCAUGAAGUACACCCGCGACUACAUCAAGAAGGGAUACAAAGGCAACAGCCGAGGCAUCUCCAUUGGCUCCGACUUCACCACUCUCGAACGCAUGUUUAAGAGCAGAGACAUCCCGGGGUCUGUCGGCUUCAACAUUGAGAUGAAGUACCCUAUGCUUCACGAAUCCGAAGAGGAGGAAAUGGAUCAGUACGCUGUCGAGCUCAACACGUUUGUCGACACAGUCUUGCAGGUCGUGUACGACCAUUCGAACAAGCGUAGAAUCGUCUUCUCUUCCUUCAACCCCGACAUCUGUCUGAUGUUAUCGUUCAAGCAACCUUCGAUCCCAGUUCUGUUUCUCACAGAUGCAGGCACGUCGGAUGUUGGAGACAAGCGAGCAGCUAGUCUUCAAGAGGCUAUUCGUUUCGCCAGUCGAUGGAACCUCUUUGGCAUUGUGAGCGCGGCGGACCCGCUCGUUAUGUGUCCUAGAUUCAUCAGGAUGGUGAAGGAGAAUGGUCUUGUGUGCAUGACAUAUGGCGCGCUCAACAAUGACCCAAAAAAUGUCCGACUGCAGGAGAAGGAAGGCAUCGAUGCCGUCAUUGUUGAUAGCGUCUUAAGUAUCCGACAAGGUCUUCAAGCGCCCGACAAAGCGAAGUCAAAUGGUGCAAAUGGCACAACAUUGCCAAUCCACCCACCACCUAUUCCGGUCAUCAAGGAGGGCAACGAAGGAGUACCGUCAGUGCUGCUCAACGGACAUGCGUAUGCAGUGUAGCAAAGAUCCACGACUUGUGUGAGAUGAAAACUGGAUGAACGUGUAGUAUUUCGGCGGCGUUUGGAGGGUCCCUCGACGGAUCAUGGGCAUUUAUAACCUAUUCAUUUCGUCUUCUUAGCAUCAACACAACCGUCAGGUAUUGGUUUUGUGCUUCAAAGUCAGACAUGAGGAUCCCGUGAGCCCUUGCCCUUCUUCUGCACUCCAAGUGACUGCAGAUACGCGGUAAAAUUAUAGCGCGCUACAGUCGGCAUGAUGAUUCACAACCGCA